Daucus carota subsp. sativus is the source of this 751-nucleotide messenger RNA. RefSeq lists its product as uncharacterized. The record is from RefSeq and is a predicted model, not a curated record. The coding region runs from base 170 to 535 and encodes 121 amino acids. Gene Ontology annotation, molecular function: nucleic acid binding; zinc ion binding. Gene Ontology annotation, biological process: termination of RNA polymerase I transcription; DNA-templated transcription. Lineage: Eukaryota; Viridiplantae; Streptophyta; Magnoliopsida; Apiales; Apiaceae. The transcript is spliced from 6 exons. Gene Ontology annotation, cellular component: RNA polymerase I complex.
GUAUUUCAAAGUCAAUGAAGCCCAAUAAAGCCCAUUAUGUUUAAAUAGUAUAGCUAUCAAACUAUAUAUAAACUUUACAUGCGCUAAUACACCGUUUUCGCUUGCCCUAAACUCAAUUCCCAAUUUCCUCUCAGUACUCAGAACAUAGUUGUGAAGGAAGCUGGUUGUCAUGGCGUACUGUCACCAACGCGAUUUCUUGUUCUGCAAUAUGUGUGGGACCAUGCUAUCAUUAGAUUCCACCAAGUUUGCUCAUUGCCCCUUGUGCAAAUAUAAGCGAAGAGCCAAAGAGAUUGCGCAAAGAGAAAUUAGUUAUACUAUGAAUGCUGAGGAUAUGCGGAAGGCGUUGGGAAUAUCUACAUUUGAUGAUGACGAAGGAGAGAAAGAUAAAAAAGCAAUAGACUAUAGUGCACAGUGUAAAAAUUGUCCCAAGGUGGGCCUCCAAUACGAAGCCAGACAGAUGAGGUCUGCUGACGAAGGACAAACAAUCUUCUAUACAUGUACGGAUUGUGGCCAUACUCGUACAGAGAAUUCCUGAAUCCCGGUUGUUAUUCCCUUGGUUACAACUGUAAUUGAAGCUUACCCCCCACCCCCAAUAUGUAGAACUCAGUCCUAGUACUAUGCCUUCUUGUUUCAUUUAUUCCCCGCUUAAUACCUGAUCAAUUAACUAGCAAUGUCAUUUUCUGUUGCUCUUUCUGCUGUUGUGAAUCAUGUAGUUGAAUAUCUAAACAUAAAUUCCGGAAAAUUUAUACUC